AGGGAGGGUGAGAGAGGGAUAUUCACUAAUUAGAUAGUAGAUAAGAACUACUUUAAGUGAAGGGAAAGAGAGCACACAACACAGGGGAGGUCAGCACAAUUGGAUUAAACCAAAAGCAAAGAAGUUUCCUGAAUAAACUGAAUGCUUUGAAGGCCAGCGUAGCAGGGGCAGAGGUCUGGGGACCAGGGUUUCAGGGGACAUCUAAGUCAGUUGGCAUAAUAAAAUCUAUUAAGAAAACAUUCUGCAUCCCACUUUGAAGAGUGGCAUCUGGGGUCUUAAACACUAGCCAGCAGACACCUAAGAUGCAUCAAUUGGUCUCAACCCACCUGGAUCAAAGGAGAAUGAAGAACACCAAGGACACAAGGUGAUUAGGAGCCCAAGAGACAGAAGGGGCCACAUGAACUAGCAACUACAUCAUCCUGAGACCAGAAGAACUAGAUGGUGCCCGGUUACAACGGAUGACUCCCCUGACAGGGAACACAACAGAGAACCCCUGAGGGAGCAGGAGAGCAGUGGGAUGCAGACCCCAAGUUCUCAUAAGUCCAGACUUAAUGGUCUGACUGAGACUGGAAGGACCACAGUGAUCAUGGCCUCCAGACCUUCUGUUGGCCCAGGACAGGAACCAUUUCUGAAGCCAACUCUUCAGACAUAGAUUGGAGUGGACAAUGGGUUGGAGAAGGAUGCUGGUGAGGAAUGAGCUUCUUGGAUCUGGUGGACACUUGAGACUAUGUUGGCAUCUCCUGCCUGGAGGGGAGAUGAAAGGGUGGAGGGGGUUAGAAGUUGGCGAAUAGGACACAAAAGAGAGAGUGGAGGGAGAGAGCAGGCUGUUUCUUUAGGGGGAAGAGUAAUUCGGAGCGUGUAGCAAGGUGUAUAUGGGUUUUUGUGUGAGAGACUGACUUGAUUUGUAAACUUUCACUUAAAGCACAAUAAAAAUUAUUUUAAAAAAACAUGGUGAAUAUAACUAUUAGCAUUUAUUAUCUCCAUUUUACAGAUGAGAAAAGUGAGGCUCAGAGAGGAGAAAUACCCCAUGUCACCCAGUCAGGAGGUGGCUUUAUGAGGGUUAAUCAUGAUCAGAGUAGGACAUUGCCUAGCCUAAGGUCCAACAUACAAUAUUCUCUCAGUAGUUGAGAACUAGGGUAGGCUGUUAACCUGAAUUCAAAGGGCUGCCUUGUUUUUCCCCUCAGCCCAAGACAUUCCAUGGUGGCUUUCCAUAUUGGCUGCUCUGCUUCUGUCCCUGGAGGGGACGGUAGAAGGUCUCAGGUACCUAAGCAGACCCAAAAGAAGAAGGAUUAAAUAUGUUAACAGACUUGUUGAGGCCUCUCUGAUUGUUGAGGGGGUGGCUGUCACUUGGAGUGGCCUGGGCUGCUUUGGGCCUAUCUGGGCAUUUCCUCGGGCUACCAGCCCUCACCCUAUCCUUGAAAUGGUUCUGGCUGGGUAGCAGUCCCUAGGUGUUGUGGGCGAAAUUUGGGACUGGUUUAGGGCGGAGACAAGACAGAGAACACAGGUUUCUUUGUGAUGCAGGAGAGAGGGAGGGCAGAAGGAAAUUGGAGACCCCAUUCCACCCUGAGUUUCUCUGUUGCUCACAGUGCAGGAUGACUUGUUCCCCAGUGAUCCUUGGUGUCAUCGUCUUGCUUUCUGCCUUACCAGGCCCGGUUGUUGGGGGUCGUCCCAUGCCCAAGCUGGCUGACCGGAAGCUGUGUGCUGAUGAGGAAUGCAGCUACCCCAUUUCCAUGGCUGUGGCCCUUCAGGACUAUGUGGCCCCUGACUGCCGCUUCCUGACCAUACAUAGGGGCCAAGUGGUGUAUGUCUUCUCCAAGCUGAAGGGCCGCGGGCGGCUCUUCUGGGGAGGCAGCGUUCAGGAAGGUUACUAUGGAGACCUGGCGGCCCGCCUGGGCUAUUUCCCCAGCAGCAUUGUCCGCGAGGACCAUACUCUGAAACCCGGCAAAAUUGAUGUAAAGACGGAUAAAUGGGAUUUCUACUGUUAGUGAGCCCAGCCUACCGCCGCCCUUGCUGUCUUCCCUCCCUGGCUUUAUGCAAAUACAUCAGCGAGCGCAAACUGCGGAUCUCUGUGGUCUAUGGGGUGGGGCAGGGAUGUACGAAGGAAA
Messenger RNA from Loxodonta africana (African savanna elephant), 2105 nucleotides. It is a transcript of the gene MIA, whose product is annotated as MIA SH3 domain containing. Lineage: Eukaryota; Metazoa; Chordata; Mammalia; Proboscidea; Elephantidae. The record is from RefSeq and is a predicted model, not a curated record. Gene Ontology annotation, molecular function: protein binding. Gene Ontology annotation, biological process: extracellular matrix organization. The transcript is spliced from 4 exons. Bases 1593 to 1985 code for a protein of 130 amino acids.